GCCAUAAUUCAGAUGAUGACCUGUAUGCUAAUUGCUCUGCAGCACAACUUUCCAACAAGCAGCACAUGUCUGGGUCAGAUAGCUUAGAGAACAGUGAAAAUGCAUCCACUAACAGCUCCCCUCUAAACCUGAAAGGAUCUUAUGAUUAUAUUCGUGACAGAUCAGAAAGCUUUAGCAGUGAAGAUAUGGUGCUAAUGAAAAAUAUGCCUGGCACAUCUAGAGAUGGUCUGUUUUGUUCCACUUCUUCUCCAGUUGUGGGUUCAAACACUAAGCAGAGUUCCUCAUUUAAUAAGAAUGGUGCAUUGUUAUAUGAUACAUCUCAGAAAGGCAAUCAUGUACAGAAGCAAUCUGUUAAGCACCGAUCUGCCUCUCCGGGUAAUGAGAUGGUAACCUUAGAAGAAUUCCUGGAAGAAAGCAACAGAUUAUCUCCAAUGAAAGAUGUAUCCGGUAAAGAUGACUUGCUGAGUGACUAUUUCAGAAAAGCCAGUGAGCUUCCAUGCCCUGGAGGUCAGUUUCCACAGUCGUACAGGAAGGAGCCAAGCAAGACACCCACCAGUUAUGUCACUCCAACUAUAAAGUUGCCUGGGGCCGCUGAAGAUGGAAGACCACCUAAACCAGGCCACUACCUGAAACCAAAUCUUGGACCAUCAGAAUCGGAACUUGUGGCAAACUCCAACAAGCUUACCCAUGGACCUCGAAAUCAAGCCAGUCGAGCAUCAAAACCAUUGACAUCCUCUCAACAGAAUAACAACAUGGGCAGGCAGAGUGCUUCACUGAACCGGACCUAUAGCUUGGCUUCAGCAGAUCUUCUGAGAGCCACUAGCGCCGAUGUAUACAGACGAUAUGACAGUCUUCCAAAGCCUGUGGCUGCAGAUAGGCAGAUAGGCAAGGACUCAGACAGCCAGACUUCCCAGUUGCCUUUAGCUUCUAUUUCACAGAGCUUUCUGAGGGAACGAUCACAGCCUACAAAGAUAACCGGUUCUUUGCAAAGUGUGGAUUCUCGUUGUCGACAACUUGAUGUCAGGCGCCUUUCUCUUGCUCCUCCGAAAGAUGAGAGGUCACUCUUGUUCCCUCCAUUUUCUUAUUCUUCCACCACUUCUAAGGAUGAUCUUUCCUCUCAGCCACAGGAACGGGCAAAAGUAGAUUUAGAGCAACACUGUUCUCCCCAGUAUGGAUCUAAAACCAAAUCAAAGUCAUUGUUGCAAAGUGGGGAGGUCUCCACUGGGACCCCUGUCAGAAUUGUUCCUAACAGUUCAGAAGGGAACAAUCUUCAGGGAGGUGGUUCAAUUGACAUUCAGAUUGCCAAAUGCCCAAAUCCAUCACCAGAAAAUAAAAUUUUGGCAGAGGGCAUUGAGGAAACAAACAAAGGACUUGGUUCCAAGAACCCUCCUUCAUCAACCGAUCCCCCUGUUGAUCAGCAAACGGUUUGGUAUGAAUAUGGCUGUGUCUGACUCACCGCUUCCACUUUGCCAAGAAUUGUAUAAGAUAUGUUUCACUACUGAAAAUUGAGUGACAUUGGAUGACGCUGGGAGAUUUGCUAAACACUGUUGUCUUAAUUAUUUUCUGGAUGCUUUGCACCUCAGUAGAAACAUGCAUACUUGAGGUUCAAAACUGUUAACAGUUCUGAUGUCUAGAAGACUGUUUGAAUGAUUUAACCAUCUCCUCUUCUUUUUCUUCUUCAAUUCCAAGAUCAUAUUCUCAUAGUCUGGGAUGCUUAUCAUUUGGUCCUCUUGUGCCUUUUGCAGGCCUUUUUCUUUUACUAUUUGGGAAAUUGCAUUGUGUGCUUGUCUACUGAUCUCAAAUCUUAUUCACUUUACGCACAAUUGCCUGUUCUUUUUAAAUGCCAUCUUUUUACGAUUCUAAAAUAUUAUUUUGGGUGUUAAAAGCAGCAUGAGGCAAGAGUGUCGUCUUUGCACUGGUUAUCUUAUUACCAAUUAGAGACUUUUAAAAAUAUCCUGGCUUCUUUGCUGCACUUAACACUAAUGUGCAGUACAGAUGCUGCUGUUUUAUAUGUCUGUGAUAUUUUUAUUGAAAACACUGGAAAUAAUGCACUCUUACUAAAGGGCAUGGUCUCCUUUAAAUGACAACUUACCUUGCACUGGGCUGAUCUGUUUACCAUUCCAUGCAUUCAAUCAUUUAAUGGCCCCAUUGGUUGCCUAGAGAACCUGUGUAGCCAAUCUGCCCUCUUAAUGUGUACAGUUCUUUUAUCUAAAUGAUAUAUAGGAGAUUUUUUUUUAAUGAUGUCAAUGGAUAUUGGAAUGUUGAAGCUUACAAGCUUUCUCAAUAAACAAUUGCAAGUUCAGGCUCUGGUUCUAAUUUGGUCAGCAUGAUCUGUGUAUAAACCAGAUUCCAUUUGUAUACAUAUUUUUAUGAAAUCAUAUUUAUAUCCAGAUCAAAUAUUUUAUUGUAUGAGUUUCAUUGGCUUCUUGUGCAUACCUCCUAUUUUAUUGUUUGCUUAUAAAGAGAUUCUUUCUAACAGAUUGACAUAAUCAUAAAACUCUCUGGAUGUCAUAGAAAAAACUGAAUCUGUAACAGAUCUCACACACAACCAGUGAUUAGAGUGUGUCAUAGUGUAUAGCAGUCACAUUGUGAGAAGAGCAAAUUUGUAAUAAAGACUUUUUAAAAUACAAA
Molecule: messenger RNA, 2631 nt
Organism: Thamnophis sirtalis
Lineage: Eukaryota; Metazoa; Chordata; Lepidosauria; Squamata; Natricidae
Source: RefSeq, a predicted model, not a curated record